AGGUCUACCAAGGGACGGGGCAUAGGGUGCUGGGAGAGAUCGGUGCUUUGGUCUGUCAUCCGUGUGUGAGAAGGCCAAGCUGAAACUCGCAGGGUUGUAUGCUGUGCUACAGUAUGCGAAAGCCUCUGACGCCAUGGGCUGUAUUAUCCACAAUUUGCACAAGAGGGCGCUGUGAAUGUAACAGCGCGCCAGUCAGAGGAGCUGCUGAAAGUUUCCGGUGCUGCUAUUUCUACUGCAGGUGAAUCAGUCAGGAGACGGAAAGCCCAUUUACACAAAGGUCUAUACUACACAAUGUGUCCAAAGUACUGUCCAGUCUGUAUAAUGUACAUUUGCACUGGCUGUUGAGACACACAGCGGGCAGCAUGUCCUCCUCAAGGCUGGGUCCUCGCUUGGCUGCCUGUCUGCUGAACAUCUCAGAGGCGCGGAACAAGGAGAUCCUGGAGAGGGUUGCCAAGGCAGCAGUCUAUGAUAAACAAGGCUGGAGGCAUGAACAGACCACAGUGCUCAACAUCUUCAAGGAUUUGGAUUAUAACAGGUCUGUCCUCACCAUCGCUGCGCCCAUUGAGAAGCUAGGUGGCGCUGUGAUGUCUGCCUGCGUGGAGGCGUGUGAUCUCAUCGACAUGGAGCAGCACAGUGGAGUUCAUCCGUGUCUGGGGGCAGUGGACCUGGUCCCAAUCUACCCCCUGUGUGAGAGCGUGGGGCUAGGGGAGUGUGGCCUGGCCGCUCAGGGUGUGGCAGAGGGCCUCACUCAGCGGGUCCCUGGUACCAGCGUGUUUUUGUUCGGGUUCGCUGACCCGCCUCUGCACCGCAGCCUGGUGGAGAGGAGGAAAGAGCUGGGCUGGUUCAAACAGAACCAGGACCUGUGGCGAGUCCAAACAGACCUGGGAGCACCGCUCAGCCGCAGAUACGGGCUCACAGGUGUGGGUGCCAGCCCUUACGUGAUGAACUGCAACGUGACGAUUGCUACACGUGACCUGGCGGUGGGGCGGCGCGUGGCGGGGGCUCUGCGUGGCUCUAGCCCGGGUGGGGUACAGGGGGUGCAGGUCAUGGCUCUUCCUCAUGAGGGCGCUGUGGAGAUCGCCUGCAACGUGGAGAGUGUCCAAGGGGGUGAGGAGGAGUGGACUUCGUACCUCAUCCAGGGGGAACGCUACUCCUACCCCCCGGCUGCCCUCAUUGCCAGCCGCGUCUCGGAGCUGGCCGGGCAGCACGGCGUGCGCACGCUGGGCACCGUGCUGGUGGGCUUCACGCCACAGGAGUGCAGGGGGCUGGCGGAACGGGCUAUACAGCAGGGGAUAGCAGAGUACUGGAGGGAACAGCGGCCCAUACGUAUGUGAGGGGGCUGUGGAGGCGAUCCAAUCCGCUGCCAUACGUUUACACUGACAAACGAAAAAUGGUACCUGCCAACUACGAUUAGCCAAACUAGUCUUUUACUAACUACAUAUUUACUUUGGCAUUGGUCAGCGUUCCUCCCAGUGUUCAUCGGUGGCACUGGGUGUUAUCACAAACUCUAAAAGUCCAGUUAUAAUAGAUUGCAAACAGCAUGAGCUCACUCACAGCGCCUCAGCAAACUGCUACUGCUGCUGCUCCUGCUCGUCUCAGGGACCCCAACACAGUGCACUGUGAUAUUAAUACAUUGUGGUAAUGUUAUUUAAUUCUGUGUUUAGAAAUGCAAAUCAUUCUUCUCAUCUGAUCUGUGCAUGUAGAAGAGAGGACUAAAUAAAAUGUUUUAUUUUAUCCAUGAAGACUGUAGCCACUUUGUUCCUACUGUAUAAAGAGGUCUUCCUCUAGUUAUUUUCUUUUAUUCUGUAGACUGGAGCCUUGAUAUUAAAAGGCAGCUCCUACCUUCGAAGUGGUCUUGCAUUGUACUGCAUUGUCUUGCGUAUCGCAGUGUCAAUCAGCUAUAUAUUUCAUUUAACGUUAGUUCAUGGAAGGAAGCCAAGGAGGCGUCUGCUAUUAUUUUUCAAACUUUUUGAUGGACAGCUUGUUAAACCAGGAAUGCGUUCAAUGAACAUAGCGCCCAAAGGCAUUACGUGGCUUUUCACAUUACACAUUACCUGCUGAUGUUUUUUUUUUUUUUUAAAUCCCAAGAGAAAUUACAAAAAAUAAAAAAUGAAUAGGUUGUGCUUACAGCUCUACCCCCUGAAUUCAUCAGCCUUAUCUGGCAGCUGCCGGUGGAUGCACUGUUUUAUAAGGUCGGCCACCUUCAAUUACAGAAUAAAACAAUCAGUAAAUAAUCUGACACAAAGGGUCUGAGUACUACAGCAACACUAAUCCAUGGGUUUACUGCAACUGCAUUCAUUUGAAGCUGUGCUUUUAGAUCCCUGGAGAGCCCAGAUCACUAUAGUACAUCACUGGCUUGGGCUGGGUUUAAACUGCAAAACCUGCUGCAUCAAAUCCAAACAGACUCAACAACUUGCCAUCUACUCUCUCCACCAGUAUGUUUAGGGUAUCCAGUACUAGGAGCUAGAAACAGGUGCUUCGAGGUAAACAAACCCUCACUGAAACAGCAGUUUAGAAUAUUCCAAGUUCAUUUGCAUUAUCCUAGCACCACUUCCUUGUUGGCAGUAGGUGCCCAGUGCCUGUCAAUGGACUGUCUCUAUGUAGUAAGAGUGGGGUGUGGAGGUACUGAUUCUGAGAAAUAACAUGGCAGCUGAACCAUGACCUGUCCUAGAUCAAGUUGAUGUACGUUAUGGGGAGCAGCUGGGCAGUCUACUCCAGCUAUUCCACUUUCACAUGUGCUGCACUGUGCAUUUCAUAACCCCAAGAACACAGCAUACCAAGACAACUAUUUUGACAAAACAGGAGAAAAAACUGGGCUACACACAUUGAAAAGCUACAGGGCUCACUUCCAUCCACUGCAUCGCUGAACACGCAUUUCUAGACGUUUGAAUGGAUUUGCUUUAUACCCCAUCUCACACACACACAGCCAAAGUCUUUAUUCCAGCUCUCCUAGUUCAGUCAUAAUCAUAAACUGUGCUGAGCCUGGUUUAGUAGAUGUUGCUUGCUUUGGACAAAUACAGCUGCAUUAAAAAAAAUGUAUCUAUCUAUCUCUCCUGAAUUACAACCUCAACUCCACUAUGGUCAUUUUUGGUCAAGAAGAGUUACAGCACUUGCAAGCAACAACUCUAUCAUGUCUUUAUUUUAUGUAUUUAUUUUUGAAAGCAGCAAGCUGCAGUUAUAGGUGUUUCAUGAAUAGUCCACGAAUAUUUUUUU
Messenger RNA from Polyodon spathula (Mississippi paddlefish), 3213 nucleotides. RefSeq names its product formiminotransferase cyclodeaminase N-terminal like 1 (gene ftcdnl1). The transcript has 7 exons. The coding region runs from base 363 to 1334 and encodes 323 amino acids. Lineage: Eukaryota; Metazoa; Chordata; Actinopteri; Acipenseriformes; Polyodontidae. The record is from RefSeq and is a predicted model, not a curated record. Gene Ontology annotation, molecular function: transferase activity; folic acid binding.